CAAACCAGACGAUUUACAUGCUUUUCACGAGGGAUAACACGGAAGUAGGCGAUGAAAGGAAAGGAUACCAAACGAGCGGGUUUCCUCGUGGCUCGUAAAAGAGUCAAGUCUGUCGCUCUACUGAUUCAUCGUUCCUUCGUUAUCGUAUGCUGUGUCAGGUGAAACUGGCUCAGCGUAAUAAAAAAUUCUGCGUCGCCGAAAACUAUUGGACAGACGGACGGACGGACUGACCGACCGACAGACAGACAGACGGACGGACAGACGGACAGACGGACGGACAGACAGACAGACAGAGAGAGAGAGAGAGAGAGAGAGAAACAGACAGAGAGGGAGAGAGAGAGAGAGAGGACAAGGUAAGAGGAGGUCAAGCUUCGUAAGGUUGAAAAAGAAAGAAGAGAAGAAAGUGCAGGCUACAGCAACCGUCGAGGACGCACUUGUGGCGUCGUAACGACGUCCUUCUUGAGCAAAAAUGGGAAAAAAAAGGCACGUUCGACCAUAUCGCCAUUUACACGUUAGUCGUCUUCUUCUUCUUCCUCUCUUUCUUUUUCUAAUAGGUAUUGUUAAAUUCAGUUGUACGCCAUGAAUGAGAUAAAGAUAGAGAUAGAAUAAUACGCUGCAAAGAUGCGCGCGCUUUGCUCCAUUUUACGGCUCUACUCCGUGCAUCCAAUUGUAGAUUGUAUUAUAUUAACCAUUGCACCCAACGUAAUAAUCCAGCGACGCAUCGGGUUUACAUAUAUUUGACGGCACUCCCCUCGUCUAUCAAUUACAAACCAACGGCACUUGUAAUUCCGCUUAGUCGCAAGAUCAUAAACGUUUUACGGUGGACGACCCAGAGUGGCUCGGAUUGCACACCGGUGGCCCUUUCUACGUACAUAUGUAUACGCGUACGUGGUACGCCUCGGAGGAGGAAUAUUUAUUAUAAUAAGACUUGUAAGAACGCGCUAUAUAUCCAUCCAACGAUCUACGUCAAUCGAGAUGAAAAUUUAUCGAUUUCACAUACUCGAGAAUCUUGAAGCAAUGCAAUUUAUUCGCGAGAAAGAAUCUAACGCGAGACAGUGGGGCACGUUAGCGCGCGAGUUACCUCGACGAUUAACCGGAAGUGACGGGUUGCGGUGUACGCGGCGAACCGCUCGCCGUCGCUAACAGCGCUCAGCGCAAAUCGUUCUCGAUGGAGAAUAUCGCGAAUGCUUUGCAAUGACAUUCGAAUAUCUAUAUGGUAUAUUGAGUUACGGUCUUGCGCAAAAGAACGUACCAAUUUCCUUUUGAAUCAUUUUUCCAAAGAAUCUUAACGAGUAGGGAACUUUUAGUAGGGACCGAUGAAAAAGAAAAGAAAAGAAAAGGAAAGAAAAGAAAAAAAAGGAAAAAAUUGAAAAUAAAGAUAAAGGAGAACGAAACGUCAAAUUUCAAUCGGAUUUCUCUUCGUUUUCAUUCGAAUUUCUCCAAUGGAUAGGAGUUGCUCACGCUUUUACGAAUGCCCGCGUUGAUCUUUUGAUACUAUAGGACUCACCUCCAUAGAACGUAUUAGAACCGAUAUACGUAUAUGUAACCUAUAUAUAUAUAUAUAUAUAUAUAUACAUAUCGGUAGCGCGAAAUUGUCCGUUUGCGCUAUCCUUUUUCCCCGGUCGACGAGCUUUUAGCUUAUUUGACUCUUUCACGAGGUACGAGGACGAUGACGGCAACGACGACGAUGACGGGAACGACGACGAUGUCAAAACGAGCGCGUCCAAGGCAUACCUCCCGUUCAUUCGCAAAGGAUGUUAAAUAGAGGUACGAGCAACCAAAUCGAUACGCUCCGAUUCCCAUUCCACUUUUGUUUUACCGUUAAUUCGCAUCAGGUCACUCUACUCGGGCUCGAAUGCGAUCGUAAUCGUUUUGAUUAUAGACCGAACGACGAUGCAAAUCAUUUCUUUCGCUUUCCGCAUCACCGAACGAUAUAUUUACGGAAUUCUAUUCUAAACGGCGUUAACGAUUCGAGAUUCGUUAUUUCCUCUGACAAAAGUUGUCGGCAGUGUCGUCUAUAUCGAUCUCUCCUUCGACGAUUUGAAUUUCGAAGCCGCAUCCGAGAGAGUCUGCUGACCUCUUCGACUCCAUACCUACUAGGAUAAUAUUGAGGUGUGUGUGUGUGUGUGUGUGUGUGUGAAAUAUACACACGUAUAUCCAACAGUUUCGUAUUCGCCCCGGUUAGCUGCUGAAUAAGAGGGAGGGAAAAGAUAUUCUAUCUGAGCGCGCGUUAACUCGCGAUUCUCCAGCCGCAUCGGGGAUGCUUGGGAAUGCUCGAAUAUUCCAAUAUAGGUAUAGCCUACAUUCGGCCAUUUCUGCCGAAUGGAAUUGCGUGUCACGCGCGCCUCGUCGAAUCAAUUUCGAGCUACGGCCGAAGCGUCGCUCGAAAAAACGAUACUUUUUCAUUUCGACUAUAUUUCUAGAUUUGCCUCUAUAUAUUUCUCCCUGUCGAAGAAACGUGAAAUCUGCCUUUGUAAUUCUACGCUAUUCGAGUGAAAAAUUAGAAGCAAAUUUCAAGAAAUAUCAGGUGCGAUUUUUAUAGAGUAAGUAGUAAUUGAAAAUUAUAUCGGCUCGUGAUCCUUCCGAUUCGACGUUCGACGAACGACGACGAGUCCCCCGAUUGUACAAACUAUCCUACGUAUCGCCUAAAGAACAAUACCAAGGAAACGAUAAAGGACACAAACGGAAUGGGGAGAUAUAUCGACGUUCCCGGGAUAUUACUCUUCGAAAUAUAAUAGUCGAGAAAUUCUUGUAAAAUUAAAAUAAAAUUCAUCCAUUCGACUAUCCAUAUUAUCCAUUUUUCCAGAUUCCGUAUAAGCGUUCGAUGCGUCCGAGAAGAAGAGAAAAAGAAAAGAAAAGACGCGUGAUUUUAUGUAAAAUAUGCGUGCGUGCGUGCGUGCGUGCGUGCGUGCGUGCGUACGUACCGAUCGGCCGUCGGUGAUCGAAAAGACCGAUAAAAGAGCGAUAGAAAAUAACCAUACAUAUUUCGAGAUAUUACGCUUAAAUUACAUCGCCGACUUUUUCGAUCCGAACCUAUCGGCGACAUAAUCGAAAAUCCACGUGUCUCAUCGUUCUCGCCCGAGACAACCCAAUUUCUCCAAGAUGAACUCGGCCCCGUGUCCUGGUAUCCAUCAUCCAAAGUGUUCGAAGGAGACCAAGAAAAAAGGAUAAGAAAAAAAAAAAAAAAAGAAAAAAAAAGAAAAAAAAGAAAAAAAAAAGAAAAAAAAGAAAAAAAAGGAAAAAAAAGAAAAGAAAAAGAAAAAAAAAAAAAGAAGAAAAAGAAGAAAAGGAAAAGCUUCGAAUGUCGAUAUCGGAUCUACGAGGGCCUGCCUUCUACGAGGGUGCAUAAACUUUUCUCUUAAAACUAUUUACCAAGAGACGUAAGGGAGAUGCGGUCGGCGAGGUAAAGGGGCUUACCAAGAAAGGAAGUAAGGAAGAAAAAAGGAUAGAAAGUGUAAAAAUAAGAAAGCGAGAGAAGAAUCUUCGAGCUGAAAUUGUAUCGCUUGUGAUGCAUUACACCUUUAUCGUUACAAUAAUAACGUCGUCAUAUCAUAUACGUUGGUACAACGAAUGAUAUCGAAUCGAAAUGGUUUAGAUAUCGUGAUUUUAAAUAAAAUUGAAAUUAUUUCGGUACGCGUUUAACAACGAAAACUGAUAUUUUUCGUUAACAGAAAUAUCAUUUCCGAUGUAGUAGUUUUCAUUUAAAUCCAAAAGAGAUAGAUCAUUAUCAUAAUUAUAAUAUUAAUAUCGAAGAUUCGAAAUUUUUAUCGUCAUUCCAAUUUCAUAUUAUAUGGAUAUUAAUAAUGAAUAUUAAUUAUCUAUAAUGUGAAAAGUAAAAAUGUCAGUACCCAAAUAUCAUUGGUGAGAGUUUUUGAUCGAAAGUAAACGAAGAUGGACAGCGGGAGAUAGGAGGAUGAAGACAGAGAUAGAGAAAGAGCAGAGAUAUAGGAAGGCAUCGAAACGAAACACACAAUUUCACUAGAGGAGGUUAUCCCCUGUGAAAGCGGAUACGAGGUGGAAAGGUGGAUGAAGCGCAGGGCUGAAUAAGGGUGGAGUAAAAAGAUCAUACGGAAAGAAUUAUGGAAAUAAAGCGUGGGCUCCAGAGUAGCUCGGGGCGCUUCCCGCCUCGCUCUCUCUCUCUCUCUCUCUCUCUCUCUCUCCCGCACCUGCAGAAAGAACUGGAUGAUGCUGCAGUGCAAGUUGCAGACAGCUUGCACGAACCGCUAAGAACGUAUCGACGCUUAGACGUUCGUCGUAGCCGCAACGAGGACUGCGUCGAGCAAGUACCCAUAUCGCACAUCGUGGCACUGGUCGGAGAUCCCACCUAUCUUCCCUGCGACAUAUCAACUACCCACGAAGGAGAUUCGGUACAUCUUGUGCUCUGGUAUCGCGAGGAUCUUGGAACAUCGGUUUACAGCGUCGACGCCAGAGAUCGAGACUUUGGUAUAGCCGAGAGAUGGUCGGACGACACGGUGUUCUCGAGUCGAGCUUACUUCAUGCCAGACAAGAAACCGGCCGAGCUGGGCGUGGAUCACAUAAGGGAGGAAGACGCUGGUAUUUAUCGGUGUCGGGUCGACUUCCAAAUCGGCCAAACGCGAAACUCCAAAGUCAAUUUAACGGUGAUAGUUCCACCUCACAGAAUCGUGAUCGUCGACGAAAGAGGCAUCGCUCGGGACAAGACGGCAGGACCCUACGCGGAUGGCGACUCCUUGCGGCUCUACUGUGACGUGUAUGGCGGCAAGCCGCCGCCCACUGUGACCUGGUACCGUAACAACAAUUUCAUGAAUAACAAAACGAUGAACGUACGUAGCGGCGUGACGCGCAGCGAGAUCGUGAUAAAAAAUUUGGGACGAGACGACGUUCUCUCGGAGCUGACCUGCAACGCGACGAAUAAUAACAGAUCGCUCCCGCUGUCCUCGACCAUUCGACUGGAUAUGAAUUUCAGCCCGCUGGAAGUGAAAAUAAGGGAUGCUAAUCAGCCUCUAUCGGCCGGCAAAAGGUACGAGCUCGUAUGCAGGACUUCCGGUUCGCGACCACCGGCGAUUGUGACCUGGUGGAGGAAUGGUCAACGUUUAGUGGAUUCCAAGGAAACGACCUCGAGCGAUGGGAACACGACCAGCAGCGUCUUAUCUUUCAUGGCGACCAAAGCAGAUGCCGGUAGACACUUGUCAUGCCGAGCUGAAAAUUCGAUCAUGGGAAGCGCGCCGAUAGAGGACGACUGGAUACUCGAGAUACAAUACACGCCGGAGACGAAAAUACAACUGGGAACAUCCUUGGACCCUAGCACCAUUCGAGAAGGUAUGGACGUCUAUUUCGAUUGUCUGAUACAAGCGGAGCCGCCGGUUACCAAAGUCGAGUGGCGUCAUCAGGGCAAGGCACUUUAUCACAACGUAACGCAAGGUAUUAUAAUCAGUAACCAGAGUUUGGUACUCCAAGGAGUCGACCGCAAGAGCGCUGGCAAUUACACGUGCGUGGGAUACAACGUCGAGGGCGAUGGGGAAAGCUCGCCUUUCUAUUUGAACGUCAUGUUCGCUCCAACUUGCAAGCCGAACCAAACAAAGUUCCACGGUGUUGCUAAACAAGAAAAGGCCAACAUAUCCUGUCAAGUGGAAGCGAAUCCCGCGGAAGUACAGUUCCGGUGGACGUUCAACAAUUCUGCGGAGAGUAUCGACGUUGCCGCGGGUCAUAUCGCCAGAGCAGGCACAUCCUCGAUCGUUUCGUACACGCCAAUGACGGAAUUGGAUUACGGAACGUUGCUAUGUUGGGCCACGAAUCGUAUAGGGCAUCAACAAGUGCCUUGCGUCUAUCACAUUAUACCCGCCGGUCGUCCGGAUAUGGUACACAAUUGUACUACCUCUAACACAUCGACCAACUCGUUUUCGGUGCGAUGCACCGAGGGCUUCAACGGCGGCUUACCGCAAUCCUUUCUUCUCGAGGUGAGGGAGAGCAACAGCCAGGAAUUGCGUGCAAAUUUAACGUCGCCGGUGCCGCGUUUCAGCGUCGCUCAACUCGAGUCCGGUGCUCUUUAUCAGGCGUGCAUUUACGCGUACAACGAUAAAGGACGCAGCGAGGCAAUGGUCGUGCAGGCAGGAACGUUGAGGCUCCCUGAAAAACAAUUAACAUCCGAGUCAGAAAGGCCACGGCAAAACGUUAGAUUAACGCCGAUGUUCAGUGUCAUGAUCGGCGUGAUAACGGCCUUGAUAAUCGUCGCGGUAAUAGUCAUGAUCGUUUUGAGGAUCCAACACACGAACGUCGAGGAACGUGGCAAAUCGCAAAUGGAGGAACAUGGGAAGCAAACGAAAUCGGUCCCGAUACAGCGCGAACUGAGAUUCCGCGAAGGUAGCAGCCUUCUCAACGACGAAAAGCAUCCAGGUAGUCCAUUCAGGAAAUUGGAAACAAGCGGUGACUUGAGUGAGAGCGACGAAAAGAAUCCGGACAUUAUACCUCAACAAAUUACCGGAGACGAGCCCUCGGAAUACUUGAGAAAAAGACGAUUGGUAUCGACGAUAGAAACCUCUCCGUCUAGAAGUCUCUUGGAACACUCUACCAUCACUUCUUUAACCGGGCACGGCAGCUACGUUGGCUACUGCACCAUUCGCAACGGGAUGCCCCUGCACGAAUUUUCAAAUUUAUCUACCAAACACAAAAGUCCCAUCAUCGGGAGCGUGUACGACGAUGGAGUGUGCACCCUACCGAGACAACACUGGCCGACUCAGAACGUUCAAUCGAUGACGAUGAGUCCACCGAUGUUGUACACAGGGUUAGGAGUCGUCGGCAGGACCUGUCCAAGUACAUGCACGCUCUUGUCGAAGGACAUCGAAACGAGAGUUCCUGCUCAGUGCUGCGUCCAGUCGCAAAAAGAGGCGACCGUGACUACACCCGUUGUGAUGGCCAAAAGAGAAAGCUCGGUGUGACGCUGUAAUUGACGAAUCCUUGAGAACUACACCAUGUAUUAGAAAAGAAAAAAAGAAGAUUCAUUGUUAAUUAUCUUAUCGCUUGCGAAAGAAGUACGAAAGAGAGAGAAAACGUAUGUGACGCACGUCGUAUGUGAGUUCAACAACACAAGCCUCUUUUAUUUUAACAAAUUUAUUUCCUACCCCAUAAAUGAUAUCGUCAUUUUACGAACUUAUGUUGAAUCAAGUGCCCUUUUUAUAUUAAAGGAAGACUUUGAAACUGAUACUGCGUCGAUGAAUGUGUAUGGAUGUGAAUCGAGAGAGAGAGAGAGAGAGAGAGAGAGCGCGCGCGCGAGCGAGCCGUGUGUACGAACGCGUGACAUUUAGUACGAAUGCCUACACAUACACGUGUGUAGUACGUGCCUGCGUGUGCUUGUACAUAUAUAAAUAUACAUAUGUACAGUUGAGAAUGAGAAAGUGUGUAUAUAUACAGGCACACGCAUGUACCUCCAUGCAUACACUUGAGAAUACACAAAGGAACACAUAUACACAGCGUCGCGUAAUUUAUGUACUGUAUAUACCUUUGGAACAUGGAAGAUAUUUUAUACAAAUCAAUAGCAUAAAGUUUAUUCAACUUUUACUACGGUACAUACUGUACAAUUUGUCUAGUCGAUGUAAGUAAAAAAUACGUAGACGAAAUUCAAAAAUCGAUCGUGCAACCAGAAUAACGUAUACUGAAAAGGGUUAAUUCGUUGGUGCGAUAUCGUGUGAAAAAUCGAUCGCACGGCGCGGCGUGCCGGAGCCGGCAAAAGUUAAAAACGUAGACUGUUGGGAAAGGGGAUCGAAAGCGAGGAAACGCGAUAGAAACAUAUCGUUUGGUUUUUCACCAUGAAAACCGAACAAAACGUUUGAAAAGGGGGGAGGGGAGAGAGAGAGAGAGAGAGAGAGAGAGAGAGAGAGAGAGUGUGUGUGUGUGUGAGUGUGUAAAGGAAUAACGCGUUCGAACAAAAAAAAAAAAAAAAAAAAAAGAAAAAAAGAAAAAAAGAAAAAAAGAAAAAAAAAGAUAAAAAAGGAAAAAAAGAAAAAGGAGGAAAAAAGAAAACGAACGACGACGACGACGACGAAAAGCAAGUCAAAGCAAGUCCCCUGGUUUCUUUCAGUCUACAAUAUUCUGGAUUUUAUUGUAACGUUAACUAUCUGUAUGAUAAUGUCUUUAAAAGAAAA
This is a messenger RNA of Vespa velutina, 8117 nucleotides long. RefSeq names its product nephrin-like. The record is from RefSeq and is a predicted model, not a curated record. The coding region runs from base 4080 to 6914 and encodes 944 amino acids. NCBI's taxonomy places the organism in Eukaryota, Metazoa, Arthropoda, Insecta, Hymenoptera, Vespidae. Gene Ontology annotation, molecular function: protein binding. The transcript has 14 exons.